Lemur catta (Ring-tailed lemur) is the source of this 1031-nucleotide messenger RNA. It is a transcript of the gene WFDC10B, whose product is annotated as WAP four-disulfide core domain 10B. The coding region runs from base 628 to 858 and encodes 76 amino acids. Gene Ontology annotation, molecular function: peptidase inhibitor activity. The transcript has 3 exons. The record is from RefSeq and is a predicted model, not a curated record. Lineage: Eukaryota; Metazoa; Chordata; Mammalia; Primates; Lemuridae. Gene Ontology annotation, cellular component: extracellular region.
GAGUGCUCUGGGUCUGCACACGUUAUCUGUUUCCCUUCCCAACUAUUCUGAGAUCCUUAUAUCCAAUAUGAGGAUAAAAUCUGAGGCCCAGACACUGCCCAGGGUCACACAGGAAGCAGCAGAAGAGGAAUUCAAGCCUACAUCUUGCCGACAAUAAAGCUUGGACUCUUGCACAUCGCACUGUUUUUCCACAAGGCAUGUCAGACUGUCAGCCCUCAGACCCUCUCCUCUCCACAGAUCCUGCUUCUGUCGCCGGGCCCAGACCAGCACUUACUCUGAAAGCGAUGCUUGAAUCUCCCGGGCACCGGCUGCAGUGCGAGGCCCAGCACCAGCAGGAGCAGAGGCAGCACAAGCUUCAUGGUGCAGGCAGGAUGGUAGAGAAGAAAAAUGCUGUCAGCAAGAAGAGAGGGUUGGUUACAUGAGAGGAGGCGUCAUUCCUGCAGAAGCCCCAUCCCACACAGAGGAGGACAGGGUAAGGGACACAAGAAAGGGAGGAAGCAAGGACAGUCUUGCACUCCCCCGGCUUGCCCAGGGGAGGCAGCAAGGAGCUGAGGAUCAUCUUUUCUUUCUUUCCCUCCCUCUCCUGGCAUCCUGGCCAGACUUAGGGCUCACGCUGUGGUCAGAGUCAUGCAGCCCCAGGCUCUGCUGCCCGUCCUGCUUCUCUGUGUGCUGCUGCUGCAGGCCCAGGGAGGAUACAGUGGCUGGAAGAGGAUGCAGACCAUGUCUAGAAGCAAGGCCUGUAACACGAAGUUCAGCAUAGAUCAAUGCACCCACCACUGUUCGUAUUUCCAAAAGUGUCAAGAAAAUGAGACAUGCUGUUCUACCAUCUGUGGGAACAUUUGCCUGAGCAUCUUCUGAGUGGGGGAACAGCUGGGCUAUGCAUCCUCCUCUCCAAGCCCCUUAAUUCAGAGGCUACACCCAGGUCUGAAGCUCAAGGGCCUCAAAUCACAGUCACAGGGACGUCAGCAGGCAUGCUGUCCUCCUCACUGUUUGAACUCCUUGUUCCUGUCAAAUAAAUCAGAACAAAUGCC